AUGCCCCUUUUUCUAGUUUCCACUCCUCUGCGCACCGGACUCAUUAUUCUGGUCUUUAGCUCAGCUCUUGCGCCUGUUCUGCAUUCCCUUUUGGACACUGUUUCCACGGAUACCACCUACGCCAUGACCUUCCUCUUCCUCCUCUUGAAUUUCGUGUCCAUUCCCUACGGAAAUGGAGUGCGGGGUCCCCGAGCCGACGGUUCCAUGGAUUCAAACGUUGUGUCCGUAGCCACUGGCUUCCUUGCCUCGCUUUGCAUGGCCAGCCGUCUACCGGGCCCAAAGGAGACACUCAUUUUGAUCCUCUCUGCCACUCUCGUUUUUGCUACAUGGCCCACUAUCCGCCAUCGUAUACAGUUCUGCGGCGGAAAACACGCUCGACUUGUCUUCACUGUGGGCCUAGGCGCGUCUGGUGCUGCGAGUUUAUUGCCUUUUUUCUUGGAUGACAGCAUCGAACCUGUCUACAAGAGGCUGCUUGCCGCUGGUGUUGUACUCUCGACCUUUUUAAUUAAUUUUGGCAUUCCACUACUCUUCUACAGGAUGCAAUACGCCAAACAGUAA
This is a messenger RNA of Mesocestoides corti, 558 nucleotides long. The record is from the annotation of a GenBank genome assembly. Lineage: Eukaryota; Metazoa; Platyhelminthes; Cestoda; Cyclophyllidea; Mesocestoididae.